AUGAACUCUCUCCAAGCCGACAAGAGGAUGUCUGAUGCCGAGGAGAUCCUCGGGUACGACUUCAAAAACCCUCGAUGGCUCUGGGAAGCUCUCCAGGCCGCAGGAUCUCCGGUGACGAGAGUGGGCACCCGAAAUUUGCGCGAGGGCAACAAGCAACUCGCGGGACUCGGCGACAGAAUUAUCUCGGUGGUCAUUGUCACGAUGUCCGUUGAAGAUAACAUUAGCAUCGGUAUUUUCUCAAAGAAGCCAUUAUGCAAGUCUAGGAAGAAAGGCCUCAGGCCCAUUCUGACUGCCGAAACAGGCAACACCAACGCCCGGAUCCAGAUGUGCGCGAAUAACGAGCGUCUAGCUAGGCUUUGCGACACUGUCGGGUUGACCCGGUGCAUCGUCAGAAAUCCUUCCCAGCAGGGGAUGGUGUCCCAACGCACCAAAGCUGACACCCUGGAGGCAGUAGUCGGCGCAGUCUUCAAGGACGGCGGGCUCGACGCUGCCGAGGAGGUGAUUGAGCACUUGGGCAUCAUUGAUCUUCUGUGUGCUCUACUCGGUCUGCCCCCGGAGUCCCUCGCCUGGGUGCGUCCAAAGUCUCGGGAGGAGGUCCAUAUACGGAGCCGGGGGAAACAGCCUUGCUACUCUACUGACUUGGUUGGCGACGCCCUGCUGAUUAUCUGA
This is a messenger RNA of Colletotrichum gloeosporioides, 669 nucleotides long. RefSeq lists its product as uncharacterized. The transcript is spliced from 2 exons. Gene Ontology annotation, molecular function: ribonuclease III activity. Bases 1 to 669 code for a protein of 222 amino acids. Gene Ontology annotation, biological process: RNA processing. The record is from RefSeq and is a predicted model, not a curated record. Lineage: Eukaryota; Fungi; Ascomycota; Sordariomycetes; Glomerellales; Glomerellaceae.